Molecule: messenger RNA, 6427 nt
Organism: Bemisia tabaci
Lineage: Eukaryota; Metazoa; Arthropoda; Insecta; Hemiptera; Aleyrodidae
Source: RefSeq, a predicted model, not a curated record
GAUCUCCCACUGGUCGCUUUUUUCAACUCCUCCAAUCAGCUGACUCCAAGCAUGCUUUGUUUUCCAUAUUUUCAAGACUAGUCACUGCCACGCAUCGUUCGCGAUGCAUCACUUUCGGUGCUUAAUUUCAAUCGGUGUUUAUUUAUUUUUAUUCGGUGUGCAAAAAGAGGUUUCCGCCUCCAAGGGAGAUUACAUAGGAUGUUUCCAGGAUCAGGAGGAGAACAGACUUUUGAGCGAGACCAAAGAAAGAUCGGCCGAACUCACAUCUUCCUGGUGCAUUGAAUUUUGCUCGGAAAAAGGAUAUCCGUUUGCAGGCACUCAGUACAGCUCGGAGUGUUAUUGCGGAUACAACAGACUUCCACUCAUCGCGAAGAGACCGGACUCGGAAUGUUCCAGACCUUGCAGUGGCGACUCAAAAACGAGAUGUGGAGGCGAGCUCAGGUUAAGCGUUUAUGAAACCGGCAUCUCAGCCCUUGGAGCGUUUCCCAAUGGUUUCCAUCUUGGCUGUUUUAAGGAAAAUGCAGAGAAGGACAAUCGCAAGUUACUCCCCGAUUUGCAUCAACAAUUUGACAAUCUAACACCAAAAAUUUGCUCGGAAUUUUGUUUUAAGAAUGGAUUCAAACUGUCUGGUGUUCAAAAUGGAGAUGACUGCUUUUGUACGAACAAAAAGUUAGAUAAUUCUGACCACAAGAAAAUUUUAUUCCGCACUGGUUGUGAUGUACCGUGUUCUGGAGAUGCCUCAAAAAAAUGUGGCGGUGCACAGGAGCUGAACGUAUACGCGACUGGAUUAACAGAUAUCCCAGCGACCGGCCGAACUUACGCCUGUUAUGAGGACGGUCCGGAUUCUAAAGGUCAGCUCGUUCGAGCUCUGCCGAACUUUCGAGCUGAACUUCGGAAAAUUCUCACACCGCGAAUAUGCUUGAAUAUGUGUUACCAGAUGGGCUUCAAUUGGGCUGGAGUUGAGGCUGGGUAUGAGUGUUUUUGUGGAGUCUGGCUGCCAUCGAUAGAGAAAACUGCGAAAGACACCGAGUGCAGCGUGCCGUGCGAGGGAGGUCCAGGGGAGACCUGCGGAGGACUUUGGCGAAUCCAAGUUUACCGGACCCCUCUUCCAGAGCCGCAACGAGAAAGUGACACUAAGGAAUAUUUAGGUUGCUACCAAGACCAAAAAGGCCACAGAUUACUUGGCGAGGUCAGGGAAUGGUCUGCUGAGUUGACACCAAGCUCUUGUAUAGACCUUUGCUCCAAAGGCGGUUAUGCGUUCGCAGGACUGUAUCACAGUUCGGACUGUUUUUGCGGCCACAAUAGACCCCCGUUACUUGCAAAACGACCUGAUGCAGAAUGUUCAGCUCCGUGCAGUGGCGACUCAAAACAGAAAUGCGGCGGAACGCAAAACGGGCUCAGUGUAUACAAGACUGGCUUAUCAGGAAUUGGAGCUUUACCAAGCGAGUUUUAUCUCGGCUGUUUCUCAGAAAACACGGCAAAAACAGCUCAAAGACUUCUACCGGAGAUGAAACAAGAAUUUAACGAUUUGACUCCAAAAAUGUGUGCGGAAUUUUGUUUUAGGAAAGGAUUUAAACUUGCCGGUCUUCAAGGGGCAAAUUGUUUCUGCUCAAGCAAAAAACUUGACUUGACGAAGAAGGUGGAUAGCAAAGAGUGUACAACGAAUUGCGAGGGUGACAGCUCGAAGAAAUGUGGUGGCUCACCUCUUCCUGUCCUCAGUUAUUUAAGCGUUUAUGCAACCGGACUAACAGAGGCGCCGGCUACUGGGAAACAAAUAGCGUGCUACAAAGACGGCCCGAACGAUGAAAAUGAUCGAAGACUGCGGGCGUUGCCAGACUUCAGGACUGCAUUGCGAGGUGUGAGCUCUCCCGGCAUCUGUAUGAAUAUCUGCUACCAGAUGGGCUUCAAUUUUGCCGGACUUCAAGCAGGGUAUGAAUGUUUCUGCGGCGUCUGGCAGCCAGCCGAAGUGAAAUCUAGACCAGACACAGAAUGCAAUGUCAUUUGCGAGGGAGCUCCGGCAGAAGAAUGUGGUGGACACUGGCGCUUGCAAGUUUACAAAACUCCUCUUUUGGGCGAUGAGCCCGAGGAACUCGUAGCCUAUCUAGGCUGCUAUUCUGAUCAAGAAAAUGAUAGAUUGUUAGGAGACUUUAGGGAGGCUUCCCCGACGAUGUCGCCUACCUUUUGCUCCGAUCUAUGCUCCAAAGGCGGCUACCCUUUUGCAGGUCUUCACUACAGCACAGAGUGUUUCUGCGGGCACAACAGACCUCCACUUGCGGUGAAGCGACCUGAUCAGGAGUGUUCCUUGCCGUGCAGUGGUAGCAACAACCAGAAAUGCGGGGAUAAAAAUAAGUUGAGCAUUUACCAAACUCGCGUACCAGGGAUCGGAUCUGUUCCAAAGGGAUUCUACGUCGGCUGCUUCGCUGAAAACCCAUUUCCAGAUUUGCAGCAAAGUUUUAAAGAGCUCACUCCACAGCGCUGCUCCGAGUUUUGUUUUGAGCGUGGGUUUAAGCUUUCUGGUGUCCAAGGGAAAAAUUGUUUUUGUACGAAUUCGAAACUCGAUUUGAAGAAGAAAGUGAAAGACAAGGAAUGUUCAACCUCUUGCGAAGCUGACAGCUCUAAAAAGUGUGGCGCUAAGGGAAGAAUAAGUGUUUAUACAACAGGGCUCACAGAUAGUCCAGCUACUGGUCGUCUCGUUGGUUGUUUCGAGGACGAACCUACUAAGAGCGGUCAACUACAGCGAGCCUUACCAAAUUUUAGAUCAGACAUCCGCGAGACAAACUCGCCUCGAACAUGCUUGAACAUAUGCUAUCAAAUGGGCUUCAGAUUUGCUGGUCUUCAAGACGGAUAUAAAUGUUUUUGCGGAAAAUGGCAGCCGGCCCAGGAAAAACGUAAAUCUGACGCAGAAUGCAACACUCAAUGUUCUGGGGAUCCCAGUGAAAAGUGUGGUGGUAACUGGAGACUGCAAGUUUACAGAACUCCGCUGGCAGAUGAAGGAGCUGUGACACUCGGUCCCAGUACCACUCGAGGAACAACACACCCUUCAACAACGAAGAAGACGCCCUCUCAGCAGCAGAAGGUCACAACAACCCCCUCCCCGACAAGCAACUGUCAGCUAUCGGCGACCAUCGUCAAUGGGAAACGAGCUUGCAAGAAUUCUGUAGUUUUCUACGACGAUUUCCGGAAAUUCGAUGGCACCCGAUGGAGUCACGAAGUCAAAGUUGCUGAUAAACCGGACUACGAAUUCACCGUUUACAAUUCGAAGGCUGAAAAUACAUACAUGAGAAAUGGAGCUCUCCAUAUUCAACCCACAAUUUUUGAUGACAACUUCGUAGAGAGUGGGAGCAUACACCUUGAAAGGUGCACAGGUGAGGUGAUCAAUGAUGAAUGUACAAGGAACACUGAUUACUUCAUUUUGCCUCCUACCCAAUCGGCAAGAAUCAACACAAGACAAAAGUUUUCAUUCAAGUACGGUGUUGUAGAGGUUCAAGCAAGACUUCCCGUUGGUGACUGGAUUGUUGCAGAGAUGGCUUUAAUACCGUCGGAUAAUAGUUAUGGACCGUAUUAUGAAUCGGGGAAAAUUCGGAUCAUAUCACGAGGCAACCUCAACCUGCAGUAUGAUGAUGGGCGAGAAAUGGGCAGUCAAACGGUGGAAGGAUCAGUUAUGCUUGGCUAUGGGACCAGUGUCAAAGCGAAAAAAGCUUACUUUUCGGAAAAAUCUGGUUGGCGGAAUGUGUUUCAUAACUUCACUAUGAUCUGGACCCCAGAUGAUAUAGCGUUCAUGGUUGAUGGUAGAAGGAAACAAAAUAUGAUGGUAAAUGCUCACGGAUCAAGGCUAAGUGACGUGCUAGGAUUUUCAAAUUCUGAAAUCAAACUUUGGAACAUAGGAACUACCAUCGCGCCUUUUGAUCAGUCAUUCUACUUAAGUUUGGGUCUCUACGUCGGUGGAGUACGGGAUUUUGACGAAGGAGCCUCAAGUAACGGUUAUAUCAAGCCAUGGUCGAACACGGACCCCAGGGCAAUGCUGACGUUUUGGAACCGAAGGAAUGAGUGGCAGAGAACUUGGGAAGGAGACUCAGCUUUUGUAAUCAAGUCGAUAAAAGUUACAGCUCUUCUGUCGCAUCAGAGCCGACAUGUUCAUUCUUUUAUAAUUUGUACUAAAUUUAAUUUGACGAGAUGCAGCUUUGGAACGAUUUAUCUCAUUCGAUGGGCUCAUUCCUUUCUCAAGAUCUAUUUUAAUGGGGAAAAUGGAACACCUAUCAAAAGCCCUAAAAAAGAAAACAGAGGUCUCUUAGCCUUAAAGACAGGUUUGGACGCUGAGCGGACCUCAUUGGCCUUGGGGACCGUCGUCAGCUUGCUUGAUCCACUAAACGUAGCGCAUAAACCCGUAUUAAAACCAUCCCCACCAAACAGUCCGCCUCCUUUGGGUAUCGGGAUUGCAACGUAUCAACCCUCUGGUCCCAUCAGUCAAGGAACGUAUCAACCUGUCGGUCCAGCCAAUCAAGCAACAUAUCAGCCAUCUGGUCCAAUCAAUCAAGGAACGUAUCAACCCUCUGGUCCAGCCAAUCAAGCAACAUAUCAGCCAUCUGGUCCAAUCAAUCAGGGAACGUAUCAACCCUCUGGUCCAAUCAAUCAAGGAACUUAUCAACCCUCUGGGCCAAUCAAUCAAGAAACGUAUCAACCCUCUGGCCCAAUCAAUCAAGGAACGUAUCAACCCUCUGCUCCAGCCCAAGGAACGUAUCAACCCUCUGGCUCAGCCAAUCAAGGGACGUAUCAACCUUCCGGUCCAGUUGAUCAAGGGACUUAUCAACCUCCCAGUUCAGUCAAUCAAGGGUAUCAACCUCCAGGUUCAGUCAAUCAAGAAACGUAUCAACCCGUUGCUCCAAUUAAUAACAAUCAAGAAACAGGGAGGCCUUCUGCGCAACUCAAUCAAGAAACGACAGGAGCCGGUUCUCAAACAAACUGUCCUGUGUCGACAACCAUUGUCAAUGGACAUCGGACCUGCAAAAAUUCCGUCGUUUUCUACGACGAUUUCCGGAAAUUUGACACUGAUUUCUGGAGUCACGAAGUCAAAGUCGCUAAUAAACCGGAUUACGAGUUCACUGUCUACGAUUCCAAACCUGAGAAUACCUUCUACAGAAAUGAAGUACUUCACAUUCAGCCCACGAUUUUUGAUGACAGUUUCGUUGAAAAUGGACACAUCCAGCUUGAGAGGUGCACGGGAGAGGUAGUUAACAAUGAGUGCUCAAGAAAUACUGACUAUUUCAUUCUACCCCCCGUACAAUCUGCUCGCAUCAGCACACGGCAAAAGUUCUCUUUCAAGUACGGCAUUUUGGAGGUUCAAGCAAGGCUUCCCAUAGGUGAUUGGAUUGUAUCAGAAAUUGCAUUGUUGCCUGCGGAUCAUACUUACGGAACUUAUUACGACUCUGGAAAAAUUCGAAUGAUGUCCCGUGGGAACCGGCAUCUUAAAUAUGACGACGGGCGAGAAAUGGGCAGUCAGACGGUGGAAGGGUCUGUAAUGCUCGGUUACGGAACGAGAGUAAAGUCAAAACCCGUCUACUUCACGGAUAGGAAUGGCUGGCGAAACGAACUUCACAAUUUCACCAUCAUUUGGACUCCUGAUGAUAUUGCAUUCAUGGUUGAUGGGAGGAAAAAACAGAACGUAAUGGUGAAUGCUCAUGGAUCCAGACUGAGUGAUGUUGUCGGAUUUCCUAGCUCAGAGAUCAAACUUUGGAAUGCAGGAACGUCUAUAGCUCCAUUUGACCAACCAUUUUACGUGAGCCUGGGUCUCUAUGUUGGAGGAGUGCGAGACUUUGAAGAAGGUGCAUCAAGUAACGGCUAUUCCAAACCAUGGUCGAAUACGGAUCCACGGGCAAUGUUGUCAUUCUGGAACAAAAGGAACGAGUGGCAAAGAACAUGGCAAGGAGACUCAGCAUUCGUGAUACAGUCAGUGAAAAUCACCGCACUGUAAUGUCCAUGUUUGCAGUGUGUGUGUCAUCAAUGUGUUCACCCUUUGUCAAUGUUUGCAGUUUUAUUUUAAUGCUUUUCUUUACUAGUCCAUCGACAUUUCUUGAAAAGAGUCCCUUUUGAAGUAGGAAAAAUUGUAAAUACGAAAAUAUUACAACAUAGCUACUAAAAACGUCAGUAUUGGUUAAAGGACUGAUAUUUGUAAGAACUUAAUGAGAGCAUAGACAAAAAAAGCGCAGGUAAAAAAUUCGACUAGAGUAUCCCUGGCCCCCAAGAAAAUUAGGGUCUCCCCAGCUACAAGAGGGGUUCAACGAGCCAAUAUGGCCCCCUUCAAAAGUUUUAUUGUUUUUCUUUCAGUAAAACGACCUUUAUAAAACUCAUACUUAGGCGACCCACAUGCCUUAUUUGGCUGCAUGCAAGCUUUAAAUUCAAAUCCAAAACUUAAAUAAAUUCUUGAAUAGUA